Messenger RNA from Didymodactylos carnosus, 5903 nucleotides. The record is from the annotation of a GenBank genome assembly. Lineage: Eukaryota; Metazoa; Rotifera; Eurotatoria; Philodinida; Philodinidae.
GUUCUUUCUCUUGACUAACAAUAACGCUGUAUUCGGUCUUUUUAAAUAUACAUAUAUAUAUAUAUAUAUAUAUAUAUGUAUAUAUGUAUUUUUACUACAGCUGUAAUCAUAGGAGUCAGAAAAAAGAACGAAUACAUCGUUAUUGUUAGUCAAGAGAAAGAACGAAUAUGCCAUCAUUGUGAGCUAGGCAAAAAGACCCAUAUCCACAUUUUUCCUUAUGGUAUAUUAGAGAAUCUUCGAUUUUCACAACUUGGGUGAAAUUUCACCCAAUCCUCUUGCUACCCUUCUUUGUUCCAGUCUUCCUCCAAACUACGAAAUGUGCUACGGAAACUAUGGUGACACGAGCUAUUAUUGACAACAAAUGCACAACGAACAGACAGACAAACAUUCUUCUGUAUACAGACAGACAGACACCCACUAUCACACACAUCAUAUAUAUAUAUAUAUAAUAUAUAUAUAUACAGAUAUAUAGAUAUAUAUAUAAAGAAGAAGGUUGUGUCUGUCUAUCUGUUUUUUUGUGCAUUUGGACACUGCACGAGCUAGCGGUGCCAAACUGUUCAUGGCAUACUCUUAGGGCCACAGGAAACGUUGCAAUUUUUACUAAUCUUGCAAAAACUUCAGAGUAUUUACUACCGUUGUUAGAAUAUCCACCUCUUACUGGCACUUUUUUUGCACUGGGUGUUGGUAUGAAUUAUGGCAAUGAGCAUGAGCUAAGAAAACAGAAAGUCACUCACACUCGCACACUAUUUGCUGAAUUAUCCGAUUUAAGAAUGAACUCUUAUGAAAAUAAACAUGUACAUCAACGUCAAAACUGUGAACCAUAUGAAGCAUUGUUUACCAAAGCAAAGAAGUCAUUAUCUCUUGAACAAGUUAUUGAUUCCGACAUAUGGAAUUGGAAAACCGUAGAAAAACUUUCGUCCUAUCAGACAAUAUGGAACGCACAUGAAACGUGGAAGAAAUUAUCGCACUUGAUUUUCGACUUAAAAGAACCUGUUCGAAUUAUUAGUAAUCCUGAGAGAUGUUGGAUAUUACUUAUUGAUAAAUAUCAACAUCAUCAAGAAGAAUUAAUGAAAUUACCAAUAUUAUUAUCAAAAACAGUUUUUAUAAACUAUUUACCAAAUUCAGAGGAGAUACAAAAAUUGAAAACAAUUUUUGAUAAAUAUGAUCAAGAAGAAGAGCCAAGUGUCUUUUCUAAACUACAAAAUAAUGAUCAACGAACUCAAUCUGGUAAUUACUAUUUAUUCGACUCGACGAUAACAAAUAAAUAUAUUAAUAAAAAUGAUUUUUAUUUUCCAAUACAAAAUCCUCCAUCUCAACUUUCGAACAACAAAUGUUGUGCUUGUAAGAAAGCAUUUUCAUUCUUUGCACGUCGUCAUUUCUGUCGUAUGUGUGGUCAAGAUCAUUGCACUGAUUGUUCAUUAUACAAACGAAUCCCGCAUUUAGGUUAUAUCACUAAAUCCGUGCGAAUCUGUUCCAAUUGUUCAGAGGAAAAGAAACAAUUGAUCUAUCAACAUUUAUUUAAUUAUGUUAAAAAUUUAAUCGAAUCUAAUCGAUUAGAAUUAUUAAGUAUUUUUUUAGCUUUGCUUGAUCGAUAUCAACCUGACAGUAAUAGAUCCUUUUAUCAUCAAACUGGCAUACGCUAUUAUCAAGCGGAAAAAUAUUCAUUGGCUCUUCAAUGUUUUACAUAUGCUCGACUUGACAAUGAUGAAUGGUUUAAAUAUUCGAUUGAAUUUUGCAAGAAAAACGAAUAUUCGUAUUGUUUUACUUGUAUGAAAUUAUGCAACAAAUCUGAUAAUUUUUGGUUGCAACAAGCUACUUUACAGCACAAUUCAAUAUAUGCUUUAUUAUGUUACGAACGUAUUAAAUUAUCAAUUGAAAAAAUAUUUCAAAUAGCAAGUGAUCAAUUUUUCAAGGAUACUGAUACAUGCUUGUUUUACUUACUAUAUUUAAAUGUUAAAUAUGCCGAUCAAGUUGACUGGAAAGACUUUGGUGGAAAAACUUUGUUAGAACGAAAAGAUAAUGGUAGUCUUGCAAUGUUUUGUUUUUAUUUAUACGAUAAAAUGUUGCAUGAUGAAUGGAUUUACGUAAGUGAACAAUUAUGUGAUACAAAUCAAUUUGAAAAAUUAGCUUUGUUAUUAACAUAUCUAUAUUGUGUACAAAAAAUAGACCUUCAAAUAUCAACGAACAGUUAUAUUUACUUUCUAACCAAGAUAUUAUUAUCGAAAAAGACAACAAUCUCUUUAGAUGAUUGGUUAAACCAUUUUUGUAAUAUAUCGUCAGUUGAUAUGAAUCGUAUUAUCAUUGGACUUUCAUUUGCACAUAUUUAUAAAUAUCGAUCUUGGAUAGAAUAUAAAAAUCAAUAUAUUGAAAAGAAAGAAUAUCUUAAAGUUUUAUUUUGUCAUAAAAUGGCUGAAACUUUAUGCGAUCGUAAUGAAACACGAUGGUUUAUCAAUGCUAUUGAAGAUUUCGAUCCGAUUGGAUAUGAAUUGUUUAAUAAUACGAAUCAAAUUUCACAAUGGAAACAACUAGCUGAUCAGUACUAUAAUGAUCAAAAAUUUCUAAUAGCCUUAAACUGUUAUCUGUUUUGUGAACAAGAGAAAGCCUAUGAAACUAUUAUUCAACAAGCACAAUCAUCAACGCUUCCAUUAUCCACAGCAUUACUAUAUUUGACAGUCGUAUUUAAACUUACACGUGGAUGUAGUUCCAAGAAUUCUCAUGUUCUACCGCUGGUAAUAUCAGCUGUUCAAAUGUAUGAAACUGAAGAUCGAUUUAAAAAUAUCGAUUUAUUUAAAUAUCAUCUUUUAAUUCUAAAUCAACUUGCAAAAAUGAACGAUAAGAAAGGUGAAAAUGAUCCAAUGAUUAAUGGUGGUGUGCAUAUUCUAUUAAGUAUGGAUCGGUUAUCAAAUGAAUCGAUGCAAAAUUUAACUGCAUUAAAUCAACCAUUAUUAAUUAAAUUGCAAACAAAAGUUUUCAAUCAACUUAAAGUUGCUACGUAUAAAUCGUGUUUAGAAUUAAUGAAAGUCUUAUUUAAUUCAGAAAACUAUUUUCUUGAACAAUUGAAACAAGUACUUCAGAAUUGUUGUGGUAUAUUAGAGUUAGAAGAUAUCCAACCGUCAGAAUAUCGCUCGAAAAUGUAUUUUAUUCAAGCAAUCAUCUACAAACUUGAAAAUAAUCCCAUUCAAUCAUUAUCUUCUAUUCAUCAUGCUCUUCUUUCUCAUCCAUAUGAUACAGUGAUAAUUAGUCUUCUUUUUUUUAUCAAUUUUUCAUAUACGCAUUCAACAAUACGUCGAGCACUUAUUGACGAUAUAAUUAAUAAUUCAUUAAAUCUAUCUGAUAUCACUCCACCAAUUCAUCUAAUGAAGAAUUUGACUUUUUUAAAAAGAACGGAACGUUUAAUUAUGCUGAAAAAGUAUGAACGUGCCAUUAUCAAACGACUAGCAGAGAAUAAUCCUGUUCAAGCAGCUUUUUCUUAUAUUGAUUUAAUUAUGGCAAUAUCCGGUAAUCGAACAUUGUUCGCCAAUAGUUUAACAAUGUCAUGUUUAUAUUUCUAUAAAGCAAUGACAAAUCCAAAAUGUACAUCAGCUGAAUUAUAUGCGUAUCGAUCUAUUAUAUUUGAUAUUUCAAUCGAAAUAUUUCUCUUUACAAGACAUUAUCUACCAUUAUAUGUUCAAAUGUAUAUUUAUAAAAUGUUAUAUACGAUUAUUUUACGUUCAUCGGAUCUAUUUUCCAAACGAAACGUUAUUAUUAAUGAUCGAAGUCAAACAUUAAAAAAUGAACCGAUUAUAAAUGAUUAUCAUGAAACAGUCUUAGAUGAAUUAUUGAAAAAUAUUCUUCAUCUAUCACAAGUUAAUCCAUUAACACAUUCACCAUCGACAAGUACGAUACACGAUAUGGUCUAUAUGGAAUGUGCUGGAAAUGAAUUUCUAUCAAAAUAUUUAAAAUUCAAAUCUUUUAAUCGUUCACUCUAUCAGUAUUAUUACUUUGAAGGUAUUUGGAAAGGUUGGAUUGACAAUGAUACAUUUACUGAUGAACGUGAAAUUUGUAUGGAAGCGUUACUACACGAUAAUAAUUGGAUAAUGGAUGAUGUACAAGAUCUUCUAUGUUGGUCAGUGAUACCGAAAACAAAUGAUGGUUGGUUUUUAAAUACACAACAUCGAUUACGAUUAGGGCAGUCAGCAUAUUCACAAGUAAUUGGUAUAACACUGAAUAAUGAUACAGGAGAUAUUGAAUUCUUAUUUACAAAAGCUAAAAAAAAUGAACAUAAUUUAUUUGAUGCCGCGGAUGUCGUCGAUGUUUUAACGAACGGAAUUGAUUUUGCUUAUUUUACAUUAGAUCCACCUAAUGCAAAUUAUCAUUCACAUCCAUUUAAUGAAAUGAGAUAUUUACCUAGACGUCUCGAAAAUAUACCGAAUUAUUUACUUACAUUAUUACACACUGAUUAUCUCUUAAAAAUGAUUUCAACAGGUGUUGAAAUCUGUUCAUUAAUACCAUUUGAAAUGCGUUCAUCAACGGAUAAUUUAAUGCAGCGUUUACCAAUUAAAAUACGUGAAGAACUUCAGGCAAUUGCUGUGAAGAAAUCUGGUAUGAUAACAGAUAGUAUCCGUCGUUUUUGGAUUCAGCCUGAAUCUACUCUUGAUUAUGAGCAAAUUUUUCACAAGAAUUUCUUUGGUAGAACAAACGAUAAUAUAACACAUGUGUAUUUAAGUGAUAAUUUCAAAAUGUGUGUAAAACAACAUCGAAUGAAAUAUGAUGAAAAAGGAAAUUUAAUUGAUGAUAAAAAUGAUACACAAGAUGAUCAAUCAGCUGAAGCUCAAUUUUCACGUGUAUUUACUAAAUAUUACGAUGAAAUUGGAGAAUAUUUUCCAGAAUUAUUACGUUUGAAGGAAUUAGUAAAAUUAAAUUUCCUAUCACGUAUUAUUCGAGCAAGAUACGAAAGUCAACGUGAUUUAGCGGCACGAAUUGAAAACAAUUCAGCAAUUGAUACACAUUUGAAAGAAAUGAAACGAACGAUUGGUCGCUAUCCGACAGGUUCAGAUGAAAACGAUAAGAAAAUACUAAAUGCUUUAUUAAAAAAUCUCUCUAAACAAUGUUUCUGUAAAAAAAGUGCUCUUAGACCAUAUAUUAUUGAUUGGUUAGAAUAUAACGAUGAACAAGCAUUAGUACAAUAUCUUAAACAAUCAAUAAUUCAAGAAAAAGCAAAAUUAAAAUUUACAAUUGAAAAAUUAAAUUUCUUUUACGAUGAUACACACGAUAAUGAUCAAAAGAUGAGUAAUGAUUUAUCAAAAUGUUCGUGGGUACCUGCUGCUUUUUCAAUUGAUCUAAAUAUGAAAGUAUAUGGAGGUGUUUUGGCAGCGGCAGAUGGUAAAGAAGUGCCCGGUAUAGCACAGAUGCAAAAAAGCAAACCAGCAACUAAAGAAAAUGCAAGUAAAGUGUCGGCAAACGAUCACUCAAGACGAAAUGAUAUGAGAAUUGGAGGAACGGCAGGUGGAGAUAACAAUGAAACAGGUACGCGAUCCAAUUUUAGUACAAAUUCCUACCCUACUAGGCAGGAAGCUUUGAAUGCAAUUCUCACAAAAUAUGGAUUAUCAGAGGAAGCCAAACCAUACGAGGUGGUACCAGUGCUCGACACGAAUCCAGAUAUGAAACAAAAAUCCAUAGAAGAAUCUAAAAAAACUGGUGAAUAUAUAACGGCGAUGGUGGAUGAAAUAUUUUACGAACUUCCUGAUGGUUUCCUAAUAUUGCGACAGGAUACUGAGCGUACAUACAAUGAAAGACGAAAAAAAGGCAGUACAGAUACCAGUGGUGCACAAAAGGCCCAUUUCAAUGUCCUUAUUUGGACUUUAGCAGAGCCUAUAGACACUAAGGAACAUUAUUAUUUUGAUAGAGACGAGCGUAAGACUUAG